AUGGUGAACUGGUUAGACCCCACUGUACUUGCUAACGACGCUUCGGCCAACGUCAAGUUACUACACGUCGUCGACGGUCUUUACAUAUGGGAGUUCUUCACCACUCUCAAUUACGAAUGGAGCUUUGUCUCGGGUCGAAGGAAGGCGCGAUGGACGAUAUGGGUCUACGUUGGCUGCCGCUGGUUCACGCUCGCUUCUGUUGUGACUAACCUCGUCGGGUUCAACGUCACGUCUCCCAUCAACUGCCAGGCAUGGAUCGUCGCACUUCUCGUCUUCUCUUACUUCUCUUUUGCAUUCGCCUCUUUCCUUGUCGUCCUCCGCUCGAUAGCAAUCUGGGAGCGAAGACUUCCUGUUUCGUGUUUGGUCAUGGGUAUUUGGUUGACGGAGAUUGCGUUCCUUAUUCAUGGCGUGACGGAGGGCAAAGCCAUCUGGCUCCCCGACGAAAACACCUGCGAUGUUCUCAACACUGAAAAAGCCCGUAAUAAUGUUAUCGCAACGCUUGCCACAGAUGUUUCCCUCCUUUCUAUCAUGCUUGUGGGUCUGCUUAGGAAGAGGGGCGCGGGAAUGUUUCCGUUGUGGAGGAUGUUGUAUCAUCAGGGUCUGGCGUGGAUCGCGCUCGCUGCGGUGGCUGAGAUUCCACCAGUGACCUUCCUCUCUUUGAACCUCAAUCCUGCCCUCAACAUAAUGUUCCAAACUCCGGCGAUGAUAAUCAUGACAAUUGCAACGACACGCAUCUACCGUGGUCUUUCCAACUUUGCUAGCUCGAAUUUGCACCACUUUGACAACUCAGACCACUCCCGCCACCACUCAUCGCCCACACCUCACGACGUUCUACAUAUGCGUCCGCGUAAUCAUAGUCGAGAUCGGGACCAGGACUCCAGCGCCUUCGAUAGCCCGAACCACCACUGUGGGUUCAGCGGGGCUAAGAGCCGGGGCCCAGUAGAAGUGACGGUGCAUAACACUUGUCGUGUUUUCGAACAUGACGAUAAAAGUGAGACGAAUUCGAAGGAGCAGGGUAUGGUUGUGGGUGACGAGGAAAUGGCGUUAGGGACGAUAGGCGCGAAGGAGGCUGCGCCUGGGACGAUGACUGUGUGA
Messenger RNA from Stereum hirsutum FP-91666 SS1, 1095 nucleotides. RefSeq lists its product as uncharacterized. Bases 1 to 1095 code for a protein of 364 amino acids. The transcript is spliced from 15 exons. The record is from RefSeq and is a predicted model, not a curated record. NCBI's taxonomy places the organism in Eukaryota, Fungi, Basidiomycota, Agaricomycetes, Russulales, Stereaceae.